GCCACGCCCCCUAACCCGAGGUCCUCGAGGGGAACCACAGCCUCUCUCGCUCCCAGGUCGUCGACGUCGCAGUGCAUUCGCGUCUCAACUUCCAAACGCCCAAGACAUAUAAAAGGACUCCCGCUGAAACCCAGUCGAUAGAUAAGAGAGGAAAAUAUCGAAAAGGAAAUUAUUCCCUCUGUCUUUUCACCCGACUUUUCCCCUCUUAGCCGAAGGGAAAUAAAAAAAAAGAGCAAGUGUGGAUUUUAUAAGUGCCGUCUGCGUGACUAGGAAAUAUUUCCCCUCGACGCAGAAGGGAAGGUGAGAAACGCGCCACUGCAGUCAGUCUCUCGCUUGUGUCGAGGUCUCAGCACUCGAGCCUAAGACGUAUUCUUGACUGUUGACUUCGACGUCAAACAUGAACAACAUGAAAAUCGCAGUCGGGAUGGUCCUUCUCCUGGCCACACUGCAUGGCGCUAAGGCCUGGUUCUGCUACUCGCAAACCCCCGGCAGCACCGAGAAGGCCGGCUGGGUGUUCUGCCCAAGCACAUCCUGCUAUACAGUUGCCGUCAGCCUGUUGGGAAUGGGCGACGCAAAACGAGGCUGUGCAGACAAAACUUACCCCGAUGCCUGCCAAGAGGCCUCUGCCAUUGCAGCUUCCGGCAACGUCUGCUUCUGCAACACCCUCCUUUGCAACGAUUCCUCUGCCAAGGUGCCGGCUUUGUCCCUGCCGUUCCUCGCCCUCGCCUACCUCCUCUUCCACAGGCUCAUGUAGAAGAAACAGGGAUUGUAAAGGGGAACAGGAGACGUGUUGGCAGACGCUGAGGACUGUCUUUGUUUCUCUGCAGUGAAUUUGUCUUCUUUUGUUGUUGUUGUUGUGUUUGUUCACUGUAUGAGUUUUUAGGUUUGGGUGUAGAGGUGUUUUUUUUUUUCAUUUAAGUGUUUGUUUGUUUUGUUUUGUUUUGUUUUUUUAAAUAUUUUUUUUUUAAGGGGGAAGUUAAGUGGUCUUUGAGGGAUGCUUUGUUUUGUUUGUAUGUUUGUUUGUUCGUUUGUUUUGGGGGGUGAGUCCUUUAUUCUCUCAUUUCUCUCUGCCUUUUCGUGUCUUAUUUGAUGUAUUAUGAAGAUUCAUGUAGGAAGUGGAAUUAGAGAGAGGAGAGGAAAGGAAGGAAGGAAGGAAGGAAGGAAAUGAAGGAAGGCAGGAAGGAAGAGAGGAGGUGGAGAUGAGUAACGAAGGGGAGAAGGAGAAGAGGAAAGGAAAGAAGGAAGAGGAGAGAAAUUGGAAGAGGGCAAGGAGGAAGACAAGGCAGAUGAGAAGAAAGAAGAGGAAUGAAGUAUAGGAAAGAAGAAGAAGAAGAAGAGCCGAGAAAUAGGAGUAAAAAGAAGACGACGAGGAGGAGGAGGAGUAAGAGAAAGAUGAAAGAAUCGAGAACGAGAAUCAGAGAGAAAGAGAGGGGAGAGGACGUGAGAAGAAGACCGUUUAUGUGUCUGUCGGUUUUUCCGUCAUGUUGUCUUUGGUAAUAGUAAAGAAUUUCGAUAUUUAGAUGUUAACGCUGGCACUGUUUAGCACUUUCAUCCCGCCAUGUAUCAUCGUGUGUCAUUUAUUUCUUCAAUUUGUUUUUCUUUUUCUUUUUCUCUUUAGACUGGUGAAACCCUCUUGACUGUCCGUAACCAAUGUAAUUUUUUUUUUCUUUUGGAAGAAGAUUAAAAGAAACUCACAUAGUAUUUGUAUGCAUUUAUUUCAUUAUAUAUAUUUGUACGUACAAAUAUUUACAAAUAUACAUAGAGGAUACGUGCAGCUGCCCCCCUCCCCCCGCCCCAACCCUAGCCCCCCCCCUCCCUCAUCUGCCCCCUUCUCCUGUACCCCCUCCCCCCAUCCCUACACGUUGCCCUAUGUCACCCAUUUUACGCAUCCAUUCAUUCACUACGUGGCAACAAUGUGUAGGACCCCAACCCCUACCCCCUUCCACCCCCCCCCCCCCAUUUCGCUCUCUCCAAACCCUCCCCCAACUUCCCUCCUCCACCCACCUCCCUCCCACCCACCCCCACUCCACUUCCCUCGCUUCCCUCCUUCCUCCUUCUCCCUCAUCAUCCCUGACCCUCCCUUCCCUUUCCCCCUCCCCCUCCCCCCCCCUCCAUCCUCCCUCUCCCUCAUACCCCCAAUUUUGAGCUGCAGUAGACGAUUUUUCUCACACAUUUUCACCCAAGCGUUGGUAUGCAGUAUCGCCUAGAUGUACUCGUGUACUUGAACAUAAAAUACAUAAAAAAAGAAAAAAAAAGUAAUAAUGACUGUAAGAUCGAUUCCUUUGUCUAUGUGCAAUUUUAGCAAUAGGAACAAGAGUACCCUAGGCUGUGUUAGGGUACUUGACAAUGCACUGUAAUGUUUGAUUAAGUUAUUAACAUAAAACUGAAAUAUGUAUGUUGAUAAGGGAACAAGAUAUUGUAGUAGGCUGUACAAGACAAAUUGCAAUUCACAAAAGUCAGAGACGAAAUUUAGAGUAAAGAAGAAGAAGGAGCUUAAUCCAACAGUAGUAGCUAUAAAGUAUAUAAGCUAUAUAUAUAUAUAAGGCAAGUCAUUACAUUCUAACGAGACCAAAGAUUAACCGAAAAGAGUUGUUCAAUAUCCGUAGACUUUUCCCAGUAGUUGACCACAACAGAACAGUUUUGACUUAUCACUUAAUAUUGUCAGUGUCCCAGCUUCGCUAUGAGUAGAUUGCUACAUUGUCUCUUUAAGGAAAAUAAAAAAACACUACGAUAACAUUGGUAAUUAGUGUUACGAGGAAUAAGAUAAUUAUUAUACAAUAUACAUACAUUAAAUUUUAUCUGAAUUGAAAAAAAAAACACAUCGAAUAAAAGGUAAAAUUUAUAGUCACGUAGAUUUAGCAUAAAGGUAGUUGUAUCUUCUCAAAACAAAAGAUAUUACGUAGUACAGAUAGUAUUAGUAACAUCCACGUUUUAAUUUUUGUGUUGUUUAUUUUUUUUCCCUAAAUUUUCAUUCGCUAUUACACUCCUACAACAGUGAAAAUAAAAGGAUAAUAAUUCAGUUUUGGAAAUUAUAUAAACACACACACACACACUCACACAGCCGCGCCAUCCCUGUGUUAUGCAUAGUUGCCAGAGUCUUUGCUUCAUGAAAAACUGAAAUGUAGCGAGAUUUUUCCGUAGGUAUUUUGUAAGUUUUUUCUUCAUCUGCUGAAACUAAAAAAGAAAAAAAGAAAAAAAAAAUAUUGAAUAAAUAUAUAAGCUUGUGCGUGGCAACACAUGAAGAGCUUUGUAAUGAAUAUAAAUCUACUUUUUCCCUUGUAUCUUUAUUGGUCUUUUUGGAUACCUUUCCCGGAAUUGAAAUGUGGGAAGUUUGUUUGUGUAAAGAAAUUGAAAUUGAUCAAUAAAGUAGAUUGGGAAA
This is a messenger RNA of Penaeus monodon (black tiger shrimp), 3379 nucleotides long. RefSeq lists its product as uncharacterized. NCBI's taxonomy places the organism in Eukaryota, Metazoa, Arthropoda, Malacostraca, Decapoda, Penaeidae. The coding region runs from base 398 to 754 and encodes 118 amino acids. The record is from RefSeq and is a predicted model, not a curated record. The transcript is spliced from 4 exons.